This is a messenger RNA of Equus caballus (horse), 4013 nucleotides long. RefSeq names its product synaptotagmin 4 (gene SYT4). Gene Ontology annotation, molecular function: phosphatidylserine binding; SNARE binding; clathrin binding. Gene Ontology annotation, biological process: regulation of dopamine secretion; regulation of calcium ion-dependent exocytosis; calcium ion-regulated exocytosis of neurotransmitter. The record is from RefSeq and is a predicted model, not a curated record. Lineage: Eukaryota; Metazoa; Chordata; Mammalia; Perissodactyla; Equidae. Gene Ontology annotation, cellular component: plasma membrane; axon; synapse.
CAGGAUUGCGUCAAUUCGGGUUUCAGCCACGUCUAGACUCUCAGAAACGAGCUUCUCAGAAGAGCCAAAACAGGAACAGGGGUGGCAAAUCACUGUGCGAGGGCGAGUGAACCUCCCUCUUUGCCUCCUCCCCGCUCCAGGCGCAGGUCCCCCGGGCUCUGCGCUGUUGUUUUCAGCACUCGGGAAAGCCGGCGCUUCAGAUCCAGGCAAGUGAACCAAGAAGGGGAGUUUUCCGUUCAGCACCUCGGACAGAACACGCAGCAAAAAAUGGCUCCGAUCACUAGCAGCCGGGAAGAAUUUGAUGAAAUCCCCACAGUGGUGGGGAUCUUCAGUGCAUUUGGCCUGGUCUUCACGGUCUCUCUGUUUGCAUGGAUCUGCUGUCAGAGAAAAUCAUCUAAGUCUAACAAGACUCCUCCAUAUAAGUUUGUGCAUGUGCUAAAGGGAGUUGAUAUUUACCCUGAAAACCUAAAUAGCAAAAAGAAGUUUGGAGCAGAUGACAAAAAUGAAGUAAAGAAUAAACCAGCUGUGCCAAAGAAUUCAUUGCAUCUCGACCUUGAGAAGAGAGAUCUCAAUGGCAAUUUUCCCAAAACAAAUGUCAAAGCUAGCAGCCCUUCUGAUCUGGAGAAUGCAACCCCAAAGCUCUUUUCAGAAGGGGAAAAGGAGUCAAUUUCCCCUGAUAGCUUAAAGUCUAGCACUUCCCUUACUUCAGAAGAGAAACAAGAGAAACUGGGAACCCUCUUUUUCUCCUUAGAGUACAACUUUGAGAAGAAAGCAUUUGUGGUUAAUAUCAAGGAAGCCCGUGGCUUGCCAGCCAUGGAUGAGCAGUCAAUGACCUCUGACCCGUAUAUCAAAAUGACCAUCCUCCCAGAGAAGAAGCAUAAAGUGAAAACCAGAGUUCUGAGAAAGACCUUGGACCCACUUUUUGAUGAGACCUUUACAUUCUAUGGGAUCCCCUACACCCAGAUCCAAGAGCUGGCCUUGCACUUCACGAUCUUGAGUUUUGACAGGUUUUCAAGAGAUGAUAUCAUUGGAGAAGUCCUUAUUCCUCUUGCAGGCAUUGAAUUAACUGAUGGAAAGACGUUAAUGAACAGAGAGAUUAUCAAGAGAAAUGUUAGGAAGUCUUCAGGACGGGGUGAGUUACUGAUCUCUCUCUGCUAUCAGUCCACCACCAAUACUCUCACUGUGGUUGUUUUGAAAGCUCGACAUCUGCCGAAAUCUGACGUGUCUGGACUUUCAGAUCCCUAUGUUAAAGUGAACCUGUACCAUGCCAGAAAGAGAAUCUCCAAAAAGAAGACUCAUGUGAAGAAAUGCACCCCCAAUGCAGUCUUCAAUGAACUGUUUGUGUUUGAUAUUCCUUGCGAGGGUCUUGAAGAGAUAAGUGUUGAGUUUCUGGUUUUGGAUUCCGAAAGAGGAUCCCGAAAUGAGGUGAUCGGGCGGUUGGUCCUGGGAGCAGCAGCAGAAGGAACCGGUGGAGAGCACUGGAAGGAGAUCUGUGACUAUCCCAGGAGACAAAUCGCCAAGUGGCACAUGCUCUGUGAUGGUUAGCAUCCUAUCCAUGAGUUGGAACUUAAUGAUUUUUACUUGGCGGGGAGCAAUUUUCUUUCUUUCCAAUAUGUGAUUGCAAGCUUGUGACAGCAAGCUACCUUUAUUUGUUAGAAAUGGGUUGAAUUAGCAGACCAGAAAGUAACUGUAAAUGUGUAUCAUGAUAAUUUCCCCCUUUAUUAGAAAAGUUGGUGAAUUUUCAUAAGAUAUUCAAUUUUCCCUGCAGGUUACCAGUGAUAUAAAUAAGAGUAAUCAAGCAUUUUAUGAAUACUGCCCUGUAAUCCCAGGUUAUGGAUGUGGUUUAUGUGAUGAUGAUCUCAGAACAAGUCACUGGAAGUCAAUGUGAUUGUUAGGAUUUAGGAAUGAAAAGCAUACCUUCUUUUAUGAAAAUUCAUCCAUUUUUCUUCAAAUGGGAAAAUGUAUUUUUCUUUAAAUCCAAAGAUAUUAAAGAAGUGUUCUCUACUUUGUUUUGAUUAAUUACAUAAUGUACAAAUGAUUGUCCUGCAUAUAAAAGUAUAUGGUCAUUUCUCUUUGGUUUGUAAUUAUUUGAUACAAUUUUAUCACAAGAGGACUAACAGGUUUGUUUCCAAAGGACAGUAAACAAGCUGAGAAACCUUUUUAUCAAAGGGCUGAGUUGAGAACACUGUGACUGAAAUAUGAUUUUUCUCCCCCCUAAGGUUGUAUGUGAGUCAAAGUGUUAUAAAAUAUCUCACAUAAGAACCAUGGCCUUGAAUUAUUCAUUGCCUGUCACAAGUGUCAGUGUGGUCUAAAAAGGCCCUAUUUACCUUUGUGAAAGUUGUUGAAUUAGCUAGUGGGUAAAGAAAUAAACUUCAGCUAGAAGUCCAAUUAGAAAUGCGGUUUGCUUAUAGGAGAUAUGUAUAGUAUACAUGUGUAUGAUCAAGGCUACUCCUUGUACACAGAGAGGGCAUGGAUAACUAAGUCUUCAUUUAGCUUGUUUUCCCCCAGAAAGUACUAAGCUACUAUUUGAAAAGAAACAAACAAACAAAAAAGACCGAAGUUUUAACCACUGCCAAAUAGAAAGCAUUUACUUAAACCAACAAAUUCAGUAAUAAGACUAAAAAAAUAGUUAUACAGCAAGCCUAAUAUAAUUUACAUAUGUUCACACAAAAUAUAUUUAGGCUGUCAAAUUAGCACAACAAAGUAUGUUUCACUAGCUUUUCUAGGUUAAUUUAUCUUGAGCUGUUGUCUGUGGAACAGUUUAUAGACUUGUGUUCUGUACCAUUUUAAAGCGUCAGGACUCUGAAAUUCAUUAAAAAUGUGAUAGAGUGAAGCAGAGCCCUGUGAUCAUUUGGAAAGAAUUAACUUGAGGUAACGCUACAACACGUGAGUUUUUAGAGACGUAUGAGUGAAACUCGGGUACAGCUGAACUAUUAAAUAUGCAAGUUAGAAAUGAAGUCUACUGAAAAACUUACAUUUUGAGUCAGGUUUUGUGUCGGUACUUUAGCAGUUUUUGAGAAUGUGUUUGAUAUCACAGUGUUUGUAAAUUCUAUGACAAUGCAUUUUCAAAACAACUUAUACAUGCUUUUUAUGACUAUGCCUAAUGUAAAAAAAAUGUUUUACAUUCUAUAUGUACAAAAAUGGAAACCAACCUCUUUUUUGUGCUUUAAGAUGACUUUGGGAUUAAAAACGAAUAUUCUCCAAUCAUUGUCAUCAUUCUACCACAAGUUCACCUCACAGCAUCUUGGUCCACUUAGCAUUUCUGUGAAAGCAACGUGAAAUGAAUUGUAGUCAGUGUGUGGUUUGGGGAAGUCAAAUGGCCUUUUUGUGUAUGUAUAUUUGGUAUCGUGGGCCAUGGAAUAUAAUAUAUUUUGGAGCUCUAAAACAUUGUGAGAAGUCAACUCUAAGUAUCCUUUACAACAGCCAAAUGUUAAUGGUGGUACCAAGUGAAGUAUGGUUGUGGGAGAAGGGUGAUUUUUUUUUUUAAAGUGGAACAGCAAAACCAACAAGAACUACUUUUAAAAUUACAAGGAAUCAUUUGUAAAUAGUUGUUAGUUUUUAAAACUUACAGUGUUUUUGAGUGUGAAAAGUUGAGUAAAACUAUUUGCAACUGCUUUUAAGAAAAGAAAGAAGCAAAACUAGAAAGGAGUUGAAACAGGCAGGGACAUGCGUAAUCCCAUCAACUGGUGAAAAUUGUACCGUUUUAUAAUGCAUUACAAUAUCAAUGUGAAUAUCUUGAACUCUGUUACCAAUCCUGCACUGUAUGAAACAUGUAAAUUAGUUGUUUGUCUGAUUAACCAACCUAACCACCCUAAUGGGGAGGUAUUCCUGUUUGAAGAACUGUGUAACUCGGUAACUGACUUGUUCUCAUGUCGUAACUCAAUAGAAGUGACUUGGAAGGAAGCAUGGUGUAUGAGGUGGUGUCUGUUCUUUCGUGCCAGCUCUGUAUGAUGUUUGUAAGACCCUAUUUGUAAGACAUGAAUAAAUUGCUGCUUUUGCCCAAACCAUUUCAA